AGGGGUGGAGCAGCCUUACCUUCUGAGUAUCUUCCAAAGAUUGAUUUACAUACGGCUUUGAAGAUGACUCCAAAGCAUGAAAAACAGAUUCAAAAACCAAUACCAGAGGUCUACUUCCCUCUGGCAUCCUGGUUAGACUGCUUCUUUUCUUCAACCUGUCCACUAGGAAAGGCUGCUUAAGUGACAGACCCAAAGCUGCAAGGCUACAGAAUCUACCUUGGCUUGGAUAUCACUUAAUGAUACAUGGAUAUUCUCCUAUUUGGGUUUGCACUGUGGCGCAGCACAUAAUGGCAUUUACUGGACUUAUUUCAUGCCCACAUUAGACCUUUUUGUGCUCACAGUAACUUUUUACUGUGCUCUUCAUUUCUUGGUUAUACCGCAAUUUGCUAUAUAUUAAACAAUUAAUGUAUAAGACUUAGACUUGGAAUUGAACCUUUUAAACAAAUACCUUUUUAAUCAGUAGUUCAAACAUUGUUUUUCAACAUCAGCAAACGUAUUUAUUAUUUCUGAGUAUUAUGAUAAGUUAGCUGUAAAGAAAUAAUGGCAUUUGUUUCCAUUAGUUCAGCAGCAGUUAUGGCCUGAAGGAGACUAAUUGAAAAUUACAAAAACAUUUAUUUGUAAGAAAUACAUUUCCUGGUUGGAAAUACACAUUGUUAUCUAAUUUAGAAUUUCCCCCUUGGCUGGUUGACAAGAAAUUUCCCAGGCCAGCAGAGAUGAGUCAUUGCUUUUCAAAGUAGUUGAUUGGUGUUACAUUUGUUUCAAUGUUGUUUUUCCUCUUUCAGAAUUAUUACUAAUACAUAUAACUUAGAGUGACAAAAACAUUUCCAGUCAGCAGAGAGGACAGCUUUGUUAAGGCUCUUUAUCCAUUAAUUGCUUUAUUAUGCUCUUGCAGGAAUUUGUAACAGUAUGGGUGCGAGAUCCCAAGUUACAGAAGGAAGAUUUUUGGCAUUCCUAUAUAGAUUAUGAAAUCUUCAUUCAUACAAAUAGCAUGUGUUUUACAAUAAAAACAUCUUGUGUUCGACGCCGUUUUCGAGAAUUUGUGUGGCUCAGACAGAAACUUCAGAGCAAUGCUGUAUUAAUACAAUUACCAGACCUUCCACCUAAAACUCCCUUUUUUAAUUCAAAUAAUUCUCAACAUGUAGACCAGCGUCGCCAAGGUUUGCAAGAAUUUCUCCAAAAGGUACUCCAGAAUCCAGUUUUGCUUUCAGACAGUAGACUUCAUCUCUUCGUACAAACACAGCUGAGUCCUGAAGACAUUGAGGCCUGUGUAUCUGGAAAUACGAAAUAUUCUGUAGCUGAAGCAAUCCGUGGCUUUGCUUAUUUGAAACGACGAUUUCCUGUAGAACAUGAAGAGAAGAAAAAAGAAAAUUAUGCCGAUUCAGAUUCUGAGAGUUCAUCCUCUGGGCUUGAACACAGUGGAAAUGAUAGCAAUUCACACAGACAUAAGGCAAGCACAGCUCAUGAAGAACCCUGAAAUAUUAUUUGCACUCUACUGUUCCUGGAAUGACAGGCAUAACUUGAAAGUUGCAUGUGACCCUUCAAACUACUUCCCAAAGCACGUGCUUUUUGUUUUCAAAAUGGUUUUGAAAAAUAUACAGUAUAUGCAGUAGAGGUUGUAUGGGCUGGGAAUUAUGAAAAUAAUAGUCCAAGUCAUUUUGCAAACCAAGCAGGAGAAAUCUGAUUUAUGUUAUCGAACAGUUAUGAAUUAUAACUGUAGAGACACCUUCAGUAUCUUAGAUUUCCUGGUGUAAUCCUUUGGGGGUCAUUGUAAGAGAGAGCAGAGAAAACCUCUAAAUGAAUGAUGUUGAAAUAUGUUGGAAUAUCUGACCUCAAAAUGUACAAAUUCUAUUUUCAUUUGGCAUUUUAAAUGACAAUAUGGCCACAUAAUUCCAUCAUAUUGUACAAACUAAACUUAACUGAAUGCAAAAUGUAAUUUAAAAAAUUCUGCUUUUAAUUACACUUAUUGCCAGGUAAGUAUGCGUAUGUACUCAGCAAUACAGGAAUAAAUGACCAAAUUACUUUUAAAUGAACAUUCUAAAAUAUUAGCUUCAUCCCAAUAAAUACUUGAACACUAUGUUAUAAUCAAACUUACAGAGUUUCAUCAAGUGCUUGAGUCAGUAUGCUUAGAUGCAAUUGAAGUCAAUAGGUUUAAGCUUGCCUAACAAUUGUCACAUGUUGUGUAAAUAUAUAUUUCAGACCCGUACUCCCAUUGACAGCAGGCAACGGAAUUUCAUUUUUAAUGUGGGCUAGUGUGCUCACAAUAAAAAAAAAUGACAAUAAACAUUACUUUAUCUUUUUGAAAUCGAAGUACAUCGCAUUUGAGGGCACCAGGUUGAAGGAACCUAAUAUGUCUUGCUCUUUGAUGCAAUAAAGAAAUAAUGUUGUAUAGCAAACUCUCUUUGCAUUAUAAACGUGUUAUGCUAUAUUUUCAAAUUUCUGUUUCUAGAUAUAACAGUGAAGAAACUAGAUUUUAGCCAGAGGAGCAGGAAACACCAAAAGAUAAUUUAAUUUUUUUAGGGAUAUGUAUGUUUAAAGUAUCUAGCUGGACUACUUCAUAAGCUCAAUUCAUUUUGGAAAUGCUCAGUAAAAUUAACUGGUACCCAGUCCAAAAAGUGCAUUUAUUAUGGAACUAAUUUUCAUAUUCUAUUCAUAUUAAGUAAUACUUUUUGAAGGUCAUGGAGUAUAUUUUGGAAUGGGGGAGGGGAAAGAAGUGGUAAAUAUUUAGAGCCAACAAUCCUUUUGCUAUUAUGGUUGAGCAUUAAAUAAUCUUGCAGAUUAUUUUAUUUAAUUGGAUAAAACUAUUUAGGCCUAAAUAAGAAAAAGUGCUAAGCACUUAUGCUUAGAUAACAGCCUGAACAUGUAAGUAAAAUCACAAGUGUAGCAUUUGCUACUGUUACAGUAAAAUGAACAAAAGGCAUUCUGAGGAAAGAGAAGAUAAAAAAAGACCAAAGAAAAUGGAAUAAGAUAUUGUCGCCUACUAAAAUUAUAGAAAUCUAAUUAUUACUGUCAAGCAAUUUGAAGCAAUGUGUAUGCUAUAAGUUUAUUGAUUGCUAAUUUUAGUAUAUGAUGUGUAAAGACUUAUGUGAUGUCAUUUAAUUGAUGCCUGCUGGAGGAUAAACAAUUAUUUCAGCCUUAAGUAUAGCAAAUAGAAGGCUUGGGAACCACUGUUACAUUAAAAUUCCACUGUGAAUUGCUGGAUUUAAUGUAGUUUGUCAUUUGUUUUAUCAAUACUGUGCAUAUUAAUCAUGUUGCUUCAGUAUUACUAUAUUCAUAUUUUUAUACAGCAAAGCUCUACAUGCUUACUAUGAUGUAAAUCCAUCUAAAUUGUUUAGAGUGUAUCUGAUUGCAGCAUGACCCUUUACAUAUUUUAUGUCUAUCAAAUAUUAGUGAAAUACUUAAAACAGAAAUGUGUGAACUCUUAAAAUGUCUAGAAAACGCUUCCAUUUUGUUAUAUUUCCAAAAUAAAACAUUUUCUAUGUUGAUUUA
Messenger RNA from Crotalus tigris (Tiger rattlesnake), 3486 nucleotides. It is a transcript of the gene SNX10, whose product is annotated as sorting nexin 10. The record is from RefSeq and is a predicted model, not a curated record. NCBI's taxonomy places the organism in Eukaryota, Metazoa, Chordata, Lepidosauria, Squamata, Viperidae. Gene Ontology annotation, biological process: intracellular protein transport. The transcript is spliced from 8 exons. Gene Ontology annotation, molecular function: phosphatidylinositol binding. The coding region runs from base 881 to 1474 and encodes 197 amino acids.